Gastrolobium bilobum is the source of this 1004-nucleotide messenger RNA. RefSeq names its product DNA polymerase II subunit B3-1. Lineage: Eukaryota; Viridiplantae; Streptophyta; Magnoliopsida; Fabales; Fabaceae. The transcript is spliced from 4 exons. Bases 85 to 696 code for a protein of 203 amino acids. Gene Ontology annotation, biological process: regulation of DNA-templated transcription. Gene Ontology annotation, molecular function: protein heterodimerization activity. The record is from RefSeq and is a predicted model, not a curated record. Gene Ontology annotation, cellular component: nucleus.
CUCGGAGAAGGUGAAAAGUGAAAACCUAUGUGUUUGUUUAUGUGAGAGUCUGAACCUGAGAGUUGGAGGGUAAGUGCUUCUUCAAUGGCUUCCUCCAUCAAUUCGAAAUCAGAAAAGAAUAAAACCAAAAACCGAGAAACCUCUUCAAUUGGUAGUAAAACGAAAAAGAAUAGAGACUCAGAGAAGGAGAACGAAAAGAAGAAGAAGAAUAAGAAACUCAAGCUCAGCAAUGGAAAUUCGAAACGACCAGAGCAGCAAGAAGCUGAAGAAGACAAGACCGUUGUUUCCAAUGGAAGAACUAGUGGUACGAAGCCUAAGAAAUCAAAAGGAAAGCAACGCGAGCACGAAGAGGAAGAGGUAGGCGAAGUCGAAGGCGGAGAAGAAGACGCGAAAACGAACGUGUUUCCGAUGAAUCGUAUAAGGACGAUGAUUAAGGGCGAAGAUCCUGAUUUGCGUGUUUCUCAGGAAGCUAUAUUGGCCAUCAACAAAGCUGCGGAGAAGUUCCUUGAACAAUUCACUCAGGACGCUUAUGCUUGUUCUGUUCAGGACCGUAAGAAAUCUCUCAAUUACAAGCACCUAUCAUAUGUUGUUAGUAAGCAGAGGAGAUAUGACUUUCUUUCAGAUUUUGUUCCUGAGAAAAUGAAAGCUGAGGAUGCAUUAAGAGAGAGAAAUUCAGGAGGGAAUGGAGGAGAUUAGAAAAUAAAGCAAUGCUAGUGGAGAAUCUAAGUUUAUACAUUUUUAAUCUUGUCAAAUUUUGUUAUGGAAACUUGUAUCAUGGUGAGUAAUGUACUGCUUGUUCCUGAGACUGUGAAAGCUGAGGAUGCAUUAAGAGAGAGAAAUUCAGGAGAGAAUGGAUGAGGUUAGAAAAUUUAAAGCAAUGCUAGUGGAGAAUCUAAGCUUAUACAUAUUUAAUUUUGUUAUGGAAACAUGUAUCAUGGUGAGUGAUGCACUGCUUUACAUUUCCAUAGUGUAUUUAUUUUCUCCCUUCUCUUUAAAAGUCCCAU